Fundulus heteroclitus (mummichog) is the source of this 1106-nucleotide messenger RNA. RefSeq names its product proline-rich protein 13. Lineage: Eukaryota; Metazoa; Chordata; Actinopteri; Cyprinodontiformes; Fundulidae. Bases 164 to 763 code for a protein of 199 amino acids. The record is from RefSeq and is a predicted model, not a curated record. The transcript has 4 exons.
GCCGUUACGUACGCAACGUACCUUUAAGGGGGCGUGGCUUCCUGUUGCAUUUUAAUGCACCUUCAACACGGAAGACAAACAAGACGCUCCGAGAACAGAGGCAACAUUCUCAGGACAUUUUUCUGAGACUUAUUUAUCAUCUGAACACGCUAAUACACAAGCUAUGUGGCCAAAUCAAGGUCCUCCUGCCCCUCCAAUGGGUCAAGAAAAUCUUGCUUUCCCUCCUGGUUACAGUGCUCCACAUUUUACCACCCCUGGACCUGGAGCCUACCCUCAGGGUCCAUAUCCUGGGUAUUCUGGGGGCCAGUAUCCUGGAGGCCAGUAUCCUGGGGCCCAGUAUCCUGGAGCCCAGUAUCCUGCAGGCCAAUAUCCUGCAGUCCACUACCCAGCUCCCAUGAACCCAGCUAUGAUUCCCCAUGGGGCUCCAGGGGUGAUGCCUCAUGGAGCUCCUGGACCUCAUGCAUGUCCCAUGUAUCCUGUAGGAAAUCCAUUCCAUCACAGAGGUGUUCAUCCAGGUCCAUUCCUGCACUCACCAAAAGGUUUCUUUCAUGGCCACCACAAAGGUCAUCAUUAUCAUCAUCACAAUCAUGGGUUUAACCCUGUGGCUGGAUUAUUGGCUGGAGGGAUGGCAGCAGGGAUUGGAUUAUUAGAACAUAAAGCAAAUAAGAAGAUGAGGAAAAAGAUGAAAAAGGCUCACAAAUAUCGCAUGAAUGGUCACUACAAAUAUGGCAAGUCCUCCAGCAGCAGCAGUGACUCAGAUUAAGCAAGUAGGGGUGAGGGAUUUCAGAGACCCCCUUUCUCAGAUGGAGAGCUCCAGCUUUCAGUGAACGCUGCUUCCAAAAAUGCGACUCACUUAACUUAUUAAAUGCACAAGUACAAGAUGUCAUAAUGUCACUUCUGGGGAAUUUAUGACAUUAAAUUGUGUGCACCAGGUUAUUUCAGUUUUGCAUGGGGGGGGGGGGGGGGUAUAUGUUUUGCUGUUUGGAUCAAUUUACUGUUGCUGUUUGAUGUUAUUUGUUGUCACAACAGAGACAGAAAGUUGUCUUUUACUUAAAUUUGUAGAUUGAUACAUCAUAAUAGUUUUGGUCAUUUGUUUUGUUACAGUA